Humulus lupulus (European hop) is the source of this 2665-nucleotide messenger RNA. RefSeq names its product formin-like protein 4. Bases 18 to 2423 code for a protein of 801 amino acids. Gene Ontology annotation, molecular function: actin filament binding. The record is from RefSeq and is a predicted model, not a curated record. Gene Ontology annotation, biological process: actin cytoskeleton organization; actin nucleation. Lineage: Eukaryota; Viridiplantae; Streptophyta; Magnoliopsida; Rosales; Cannabaceae. The transcript has 2 exons.
UCUUUCCCAAAGCUUCCAUGGCAGAACUCAUUCGGCCAUGGAUUCUUAUUCUUAUUCUCAUCCAUCUUUCUCUUUUCGCUCUCUGUUUCACUCUAAACGAUUCCCCUCAAAACAUCGAAACCACCUACCCGUUCCUAGUUCCAGCCCCUUCUCCCCUUCCUUCAGAUUCAAAACCCCCUCUUUCAAAGUCUCCGCCCGCACCGACGCUACCUCCGACGCCUGAACCGGCGACGGAGCCUUCGAAGUCGUCAUCGAAUGGGAAGAUAGCAAAGGUGGUGGCGGCUACAGCGGUUAGUACUUUGCUGGUGACUGGUGCAGCGUUCUUUUUUAUUCAACGGUGGAUCGUCGCUAAACGAAAGAGAGAGAACGGUGAUGAUGGCAGAAAUGGUAACUAUGCUCAAGCUGGCGGCGGCGGCGGUGGUGGUGGUGGGGGAGCGCCGGUUGUGCAGUCGGUUGGUCGGAGUGAGUUUGUACGGUAUGAUGGAGGUUUCAAGGGGUUCAUUGUGGACGAGAAUGGUCUCGAUGUGCUCUACUGGAGGAAGCUUGAGAUGAAAAAUGCUUUGCCCAAUAAGAUUUUGCAUAAUUCAAGAGAGAACGAUGGUGAUGAUAAUAAUGGAGAAAACUGCCGCCGGCAAAAGAAAGAACCCAUUCAAGAAAUCCCUCUCCUCCGGGGAAGAUCGUCUACUUCUCAUGUAAAAGUUGUUCCAGAAGUCAGUAACUCCAUCAAUGGAGUUAGACCACAAUCAACGGUUGGGGUUGUCUUUAAAGAUGUCCAACGACAAGGGCAAGAACCUGAAAGCCGAUCAUCAUCGACAGCCUCCUCCGGUCCUCCACCUUCCUCGCCGCCUACGCCUCCACCACCUCCGCCUAUGAUGGGAUAUUCCAACAAAAUAAGUUCGUCGCCGCCGCCGAAGGCGCUGAUUUUGCACUCAGUUCCGAAACCACCAUCCGGGUCUAAAGGGAAUAGUAGCAAACAGGGCGAGGAGUCAACACAAGUAAAAUUGAAGCCAUUGCAUUGGGAUAAGGUGAACACGAAUGCAGAACAUUCCAUGGUUUGGGACAAAGUCAACGACAAUGGUUCAUUUAGGUUUGAUGGAGAUCUAAUGGAAGCUCUUUUUGGAUGUGUUGCCACCAACCGAAAGUCUCCUAAAGGAAACGACACCCCAAAAGCCGUAAACGCUCCCCCACCUCAAAUUUUUAUACUAGACACUCGGAAGUCUCAGAACAUAGCCAUAAUUCUCAAGUCACUAUACAUCUCUAGAAGAGAAAUCAUCGAUGCUCUCAUGGAUGGUCAUGGCUUAAAUGCUGAGACGCUCGAGAAGCUCUCAAGAAUUGCUCCUACGGAAGAAGAACAAUCCCAGAUAGUCGAAUUUCAUGGAGACUCAACUAGGCUUGCCGACGCCGAGAGCUUUCUCUUCCACAUUUUGAAAGUUGUUCCAUCCGCUUUCACUCGCAUCGACGCCAUGUCAUUCAGGUCCAACUACAGCUCUGAGAUUCUGCAACUCAAGGAGUCCGUACAAAACCUUGAAUCGGCCUGCAAAGAGCUUCGAACACGUGGGCUGUUCAUGAAACUUUUGGAGGCGAUUCUCAAGGCCGGAAACCGUAUGAACGCCGGGACUUCCCGAGGGAAUGCUCAGGCUUUCAACCUCAAUUCUCUCCGGAAACUUUCCGACGUGAGAAGCACCGAUGGGAAGACGACUCUUCUUCAUUUCUUGGUGGAAGAAGUCGUUCGUUCGGAGGGAAAACGGUGCGUUUUGAAUCGAAACCGUAGCAUGAGCCGCUCGAGCUCGAGACUGAGCAGUAAUAGCAGCAUUAGUAGCACUAGCUCUGUUCAUAGUACAACGACGUUGGCGGACGAAAAAGAGAAGGAAUAUGUAAUGCUAGGGUUACCAGUAGUCGGAGGUCUAAGUUCUGAAUUCUCUAACGUAAAGAAAGCUGCAGCCAUAGAUUAUGACACAUUCUCAGCAACGUGCUCUGUUCUUUUAAGAAGAGCAGAGGAUAUUCGAAAACUGAUUGUGUCUCAAUCCGUGAAAGGAGGAUUCGCGAGAGAGAUGGAAAGGUUUCUGGACACUGCAGAGGAGGAAAUUAAGGUUGUAGAGAAAGAACAAACGAGGGUGAUGGAGCUUGUGAAGAAAACGACGGAGUAUUAUCAAACAGGGACUUCUAAGGACAAAGGAGCUCACCCAUUUCAACUCUUUGCUAUUGUUAAGGAUUUCUUGGUCACGGUGGAUCGGGUUUGUGUUGAAAUUGCUAGGAAUAUGCAGAAGAAGAGAGUGGCCGGAAGUCCAAGAUCGACACAGUUUUCGGCGAAGACUACAUCGCUGCAUGCAAAUAGGGCGACGGUGAGGUUCCCUAACUUGCCAGAGAAUUUUAUGUCCGACAAGUCGUUUGGGAGAAGUUCUAGUGAUUCAGAUGAUGAUUAAUUUAUUUGAGUAUAUAAGUUUUUUUUUUUUUAAUUUCUUGUACAUAGAAACUGAAAAGAUAAACGUAGGACACGUAGGACACUAUAGGAUAAAACAAAAAGGAAAGAGAAGGAAAGAGUUGAGGGUGAUUUUUUUAAUUAUUAUUAUUGUUUCAAUCAUUUUCUUUGUUUUGGUCCCAAAAGUUGGCAUGCAAAUUACAACUUUUUGUUUUAUAUAUUUAUCCAUUAAUUUUCUAUGUUUUA